Melampsora larici-populina 98AG31 is the source of this 222-nucleotide messenger RNA. RefSeq lists its product as uncharacterized. Bases 1 to 222 code for a protein of 73 amino acids. The transcript has a single exon. The record is from RefSeq and is a predicted model, not a curated record. Gene Ontology annotation, molecular function: proton transmembrane transporter activity. Lineage: Eukaryota; Fungi; Basidiomycota; Pucciniomycetes; Pucciniales; Melampsoraceae. Gene Ontology annotation, biological process: proton transmembrane transport; proton motive force-driven ATP synthesis.
AUGCUUCAAGCAGCUAAAAUUAUUGGAUCAGGACUUGCGACUAUUGGACUUACAGGAGCAGGAGUAGGAAUUGGGGUCGUGUUCCAGGGACUCAUCACAGGUACAGCUCGAAACCCUGCUAUAAGAAAUCAACUAUUCUCAUACGCAAUUCUAGGAUUUGCCCUUAGUGAAGCGACAGGGCUAUUUGCGCUAAUGAUCAGUUUCCUUCUUCUAUACUCAUAA